AGAUCUUUCGCAUGGAAAUGAAUCGGGAUCGAGGCCGAAGUGGCUCUCGUUCAUCGACAGACGGCCGCAUAGCCUGGGUAAUAAUUCUGAAAAAUUGUUCCGUUCUCUGAGCUCAGUCUGAGAUUUUAACGCAUAGAUCGCCCUCGUUUCUGGAUUCCACGUGAUAUAUCGGUGUUUGCAAGUAUUCCUUAAGAGGCAUUAGGAUCGUAUAUUCUCCAAGUAUUGAUACAGAAUAGAUUUCGCGUUCUAGAUUGCUUGAUGUACUUUACAAUAUAUACAUGUACUUUUUAAUGUCUAUCGUACCAUUGAUUUUACGUUUCGUGUCUUAAACGAAUUUCUUAAGCCUUGUUUAAGUCGUGUGUGCGAAUUAAAGUAACAGGAUUUCAUGUUUGUGUUCGUUCAAGUUUAGUUGAUACUGAAUAAUUUUUCUCUUUUCUGUUGCCUAUGAUUUAAGAUAUAUAUUUAUUUUUUCAUUUCUUUAGAGUCUAUGGUAUCUUUGAUUCUAUACUUCAUAUCUUAAUCGAAUUCUUGAAGACUCAUUCGACCUCUCAAAGUUAAGAAAUUAAGUUUCAGGUACAAUGAAAAACAAAUGGAUUCUAGUGGAAAACUCCACGUCAUAUCCAAUAUGGUAUGUGCUAAAUAUUAAUACGAAUUAGACAAUCAAUACUUCACAGAAAUAGCAAUAAAGCUACAUUAUUCGAUAAUUAUUAUUUUAUUCAAGUUACAGUUGAAAGAAUCGCAGUUCUACUCGGAGUUUGAGAGUAGAGAAUAUUUCAAGUCAAAUAAAAUUGUAUAAAGUGAUUUCAAAUGACUUGAAUAUAUAUAAAUUAGCUAUUCUAAAUAUUUGUUCUUAUUAAUAUUACAUGUUAAAUUAAAUAUAAAUGUUCUUAAAUAUUUUUUCAGCUUUUAUCGGCAGACUCAUAGACUAAUUUUUUAAAAUGGCAUUUCAAGCUCGAUCGAUCUCGCCGAAGUUUUAUCAAAAUCCACGGUCCACACCUAAUCAUUUUCCCAUCAAUAAACGUUCCUGCUGCCUAAGCGACUACCGCAAGAAAGUUCGUUAAAGUCUUUAAAAAAGUCGCAUUAAUGUUGGAGUUAAGACCCUGCAUAACUAACUGCCGCGCCAAACGUGAAAUUAGUUUCAUCUUCGUUAUGCAACGACCAAACUUAACAGCCUGCCAACUUGCCUGCGUUUUAAAUCAAUCGAACAUUUUUUCUAUCUUCUGCUGCACCGAUGAAAGAAAUAUCGAUGAAAGAAAGAAAGAAAUAUAUAUAUAGGAUGUUAAAAAAGUGGGUGACAUAUACAUAAUGUGAAUUCAGAAGUUAAGUUCAUUGAUCUACAUAUCUACUAAUGUAUUCUAGAAUAAAAUUAGAUUCUUCAUAACUUGGAAAGAUGAGGUUCAAACGACUUUCCAAAUAUCUCGUUCUAAUACCUUGACUCGCACCUUGAAUGAAUAUCGUCCACUUCUUUUUAACGCCCUGUAUAAUAUUUUCAUUGAUUCUAUGGAUCGGUACCGUAUUGCAAUCACCAUUCGAUACAUCGCUAUGGCGUUCAAAUAGGAAAAUCAUGGAACAAUACCUACGUGCCAGGCAAUUUUAUGAUCGCACUAUUCAAUUUCCUCGGUUGUAUCGAAUCGAAUAGGAAUGGGAUACGACGCGUUUGAUAAGAAGCUUCUAGGUAGCUCUCGGGCGUAAUUGGAACAUUGGGCGUAGCGCAGCUGGCUAACUAUGCAUAACAUCUGGACACGAUGUUAUAUGGAUACACGAACAACAUAUAUGUGCUGGACCACACUCCUGAAUCGCUGCCGGACAUGGACAUGCUGCAACUGUUCGCCUCGCCGGCGGGACGAGCGUUGCUCACCAGUGACAAUCGGCGGAGAGGAUCGACGUCGACCUCCUCCUUGUCUCGAGAGUCCUCUUCGAGGCUGAAGAGAGGCAGAAGACCAUCGGGUACAGUCAGUGCGCCGACCACACCACCAAGGCAACGGAAAUCGAGCGCGGAACUGUACAAAGAAGCUGUCGAGAUUCUUGGUCUUACCUGUUCGUUGACCGAUAGCUGCCCAUGCAUCGAUUGUCAGAGUAAUUAUUUCGACUGCGACGAAGAUUUCGGCGAUGCGAGAACGGAAUUGGCUGCAGGCACGCCCAUCCUGCUGGACCACGCUUUGUCACAUCCAUUGACGUGUUCCAUACAGUAGCAGCUGAAUAUCGCGUUUCGAGUACGACUUUACAUCCGCCUGUUCUGCCAUCUGACGAAACGGAAAUCAUCGAGGUGUCGAGGAUCCAUCGGGAACGCUGAAUUCAGAGCAAAGUGGGAACGCGUGUACUUGAACGUGUACAGCGUGUACGUUUAACGCCUGUACUUUGAUCUCUGAAAACUCUCAAAACGAGAAGAUCGCGUGAAUUAGAAAAUAGAAACGAGUAUAUAAAGAGCUGAAUCUUAAAUGUUGAUUUUUCGAUAAUUUCGUUAAAUAAUUUCGUAAAAGGAAAACGAAAAACUUUCAACGCGCCGAAAAUCUGCACCAAGGUCUUGAUUCUCAUCGAUAUGCUUCUGAAAAUGUUCACGCGUCUUCUUCCAACGUCUGAUAUUGCGUUCAUUAAGUUCUUCGGCGAUAUAAUAGAUUGUAAUCGAUUGUAUGUAUGUACGUGUACAGGAAACGCUAACGUUAUAUUAUAUUAUAUGGUGAAACGACGUGUUAAUAACCCUAAGAUUUUGUAUCUUUCAAUUGCGUUCAAUCGUAAAAUCGUUAAGAAUUUACUUGCUAGUAACAGACACGAAGUUUCGAUCGUACUUAACACAAACGAAGAGCAGGGGUUUCCGACUUGAAAAACGCGAUCUCAUGUGAUUCAUUCGAUCAUCGUUCUCCUUUCGAUGGAACACGAUAUUAAUUAUAACGAUAAUUAAAAAAGGAAAAAAAAAAGAAAACGAGACACAACCAUCGCGAACGAUAAAUAUAUAAUUUGUGGACAAUACAUCGUAACGGAAUAAGUCACUGCUCCGAUUGUUUCUCCUCUUUUUAUAUGAAUCGAAGAAAAAGAUAAUAACGCAGGCUUACGUUAUUACGUAUCUAGGAAUAUCUAUGUACAAAAUAUGCCCCCUGAAUGUACAACAGUUUGCCGGUAAUCGCACCUGGCUGCUAAAAAUUGAUGGAAACAAAUAUCGAGAUAACAAACAUACAUACAAAAAAAAAGAGAUAAAACUAGAAAAUCGAAAUUCAUCGUUUCACGUUUUUAUUAUUAAAUAUUUCUAUAUAUAUAUUGUCAUCGAUACCGAAUAAAAAUAUCUAACGCGACCUUAAAUUUCGAGCAAAAAUUUCUGUGCGCGCGUACGGAGGAAAGAGAAAUAAAAUAUAUAAUAAAUGGUAUAUAUCGAAAAAAUACAAUAUGCUCGUCUGGCUCAAAUUCGACGAAUUUAUUUAUCGUCGCGAAACGAUACACAUGCCAAAUGAUAUAAAAAACAAAUGCGCCAAAUUUCUAUAUUAAUUAGCGAUAACGAUACUAAAAAUAAAUAAUAAUUAAUAUUUAAUGAACGAUAACCCUAAUAAUAAUACUAAUAUUAAUAAUAAAUUUCGAUCUAGUCGGAAGGUGUAACGUGAUUGAGACGUUUAUUAGGUAACAUUUAAAUCGUUUGUCGACGUACGCGAUAUAUGAGGAUUAUAUAUAUAUGUAAUAUAUAAUAUAUAGAUAUAUAUAUAUAUUAUACACAUAUACGUGUAUACAUACACAUUAUAUUUACUACACGUUUUAUUAUUAUACUUAUUCGAUUAAGUCUAGUAGGGUAUAUAGGGUUGUUGAACGUUUAUGAGCUCGCAAACAAGCCAAAAUAAGGUAAAGCUAAAGGAUGACUAGAGAAAAAAAAUGAAAACCAGAAAUAGAAGGAAAAAUAAGACUAAAGGAAGAAGUGUAACGCGUUGAUACUUAGAAUUUAUAUACGUGUAAAGAUCGAUACGUAUGCGUCGAACAUAUACAUCUGCGUGAAUAAGUUUUCUGAAACCGAUGCUUUUCGUUAAGUGUUCCGCGUUUAAGUUAUUUAAACACGUCGACUGCCGUUUGCGAUUCUCGCCGAUGAGAGAGCAUCGUUAAUUUUAAUGACGUUCAGGAGUUUCUUCUUCAAACUUUGCCGUUCAGCUAACAAAAUUACGGUUUAUUCUGUCUGCCUGUAGUAUCGUAAACGUUAUUAAAAAACUCACGUCUAUUUCCUACAACGUGACGUGAAACUUUCGGGCGUGUGUAAUUACGAAUAAAAUAACGUAAAUAGUAAAUAAUACAAUUUCCUGCCAAGGUUUCGUUCGAAAUUUCAAUUGUAAAGUAAGAAGAAAAGGGGCGAAGUUUUAUUUGCGACAGUCGACGUAACACACGAGAAUCGUGACUAUGUAUAAGCGACGUAACGAUAAACGAAGCUAGGCCUGAGUUACGUAAAAUCGUAGAUGGACUGAAAGAAAUCAAAAAGAACGAAUAUACGAAAGGAGAGAUAUUGUAAAAAGGGCUGGACACUUUGUUGAGUGCUUCUUUAUAAGAGAAAGAAGAAAGGAAACAAGAACAUGUAUUUACUUACAUAUAUCUAAAUCCGCGUCUAAGAUGAGUGAAACAAUAUGAGAGAAAAAAUCACAUUUAAGAAUGCAAGUGCCAAAUUAAAAUUUAAUCGUGCGACGCUCGUAAGCUUAGUGGUUCGCUAUCGAAAUCUCUUCUUAAAUUAUCCGAUAGAUUACGAGUUAAGAGAAGAAACGACAUGACAGGGCUGAAUAUUCGCAAAUUUUACCAAACUUUACAAAUCUUUAAACAUAUUAAACGCAUCGUGCUUUCCCUUUUAGAGGGAAAGGAAGAGGCAUGUCGAAUCUUCGAUGAAACAAAAAUAGAUUCAAUAAAAAGAAGAUGAUAUAUUCGACCAUUUUAUAAGUAAUGUGGUCUUCCUAAGAGUCGAGUUUAAUAUAAUAGAACUCGCCAUGAAGGUUUUAUAAAAGAGGAAUAGAAAACUUAAAAGAAAGAUUGCAAGUAUCUGAGAAUGAGAAAAGUGACGGGAAAUACAUGACUGAUUUGUUACCGACUGAGCUAACGCAGGAUAUAUCAAAAUCAUUAACAUUGUAUUGGAGAAGCAUUUGAAAUUUACUUCUUUUUCUUUCAGAUAUAAUUAUAUUAUUACAUAAACAAUAUUCUAUAUAUGAUAAUUAUUUUUUAAUUAAAAAAUAUACAUUCAUAUGUUAUCCUAAUUUUGACGCUGCUCGUGUACCAAAAUUUAAAAAAGAACGUAUUGCUUAUAAAAUGACCUGAUAUACAUUAAUCGUAAAAAUAUCUCAGUGAACUUGAAACAAUUUGAUCAAGUUUUAUACAGCUCCAGCGACGAGUCCUAAGCUUCUACGUGUUUUAUUACGUUAUCGUAAACGAGGAUAAGCUGAAAUGAAAAAGUUUCAGCCACGAUUGCUUUCUUUUUACAACGAGACAAGCUGUCGUAGAGAUGAAAGCCUGUCACAAUUUACUGAUCCAUGAUCCCGCUACGUUUGUGGAGAGCUUUCAACUUUUUUAUCGCUGCCAUUUUUUCGUCGAAUUGUUUCGUGUAUUGUUCACGAACAGAAGAAGACUUUUAAGAUAAUUUUUCGUUCGUAAUACGAGUUCAUUUUGUCUACUCGAAGAAGAUAGUUGUAGAGUCACGUUUGUAUAAUCAGAAAUAUUAUCACGACGUUGUUACGUGUAGAUAGAAGGGAAUUAAACGAUUUUUGAUCAACUAGUUACGAACGGAAGAGCGUCGAAGAAAUGACAGAUUUGUUGUAAGUUUAAUUCACAAGUAUUGUUACUUGUUAAAGCAGUUAGUAAUUCAAAGUUGUUGAGAUCUGUUCCACUUUUUUCAAAGUCGUUCUUGUUACUUGAGAAACCUCGCAUUUCCGCCUCUCUUCCAGUUGAAUUCAAACAGCCAAUCGACAUUCUAGGUCGUUCGUUUUGCGCGAUCGUCGAAUUGGUUUUCUCUCAUCGACGAAAGUAAAAGAGCAAUUAAGCAAUCUUUUUCCCAAGGAUAUUUCAGAGAAAUGCGUGAAACCCUUGCAAAUGAUGUAACGAUCUUAAAAAUAAAAAGAUGGGGGAAAAUAAUAUGUGGCUUCUAAUCGUUUUAUAGUAAUGUAAGCCGUAAUUAAGACGAGAAUGAUUCUUGCAACACGCAGCGGCGUACUCUUGGAUAUGACUACUAUUAAAAUACGAUAAAAUAUAAA
Molecule: messenger RNA, 6191 nt
Organism: Bombus huntii
Lineage: Eukaryota; Metazoa; Arthropoda; Insecta; Hymenoptera; Apidae
Exons: 4
Coding region: 1746-2192 (148 amino acids)
Source: RefSeq, a predicted model, not a curated record